UGCCAUUCUUCUCCUUAUUCCUGCAAAAGGUCCAUUAGUUUAUUCUUUUCUGGAGAUGAACAGAUAAAGAUGAGCAGUGAAGUCACCUAUAAAGGAUUUGGAGUACAGUUACCUUAUGUUAUUGGCAACUUACACAUCCAGAAACUAGCUGGAUAUUUCCUGGUCAGGCACCAGUAUGCCUUUACCCUGGCUUGGGAUGGUACAUCUGCAGUGUACAUCAAAAUGGCACCAGAAUACCUGGGCAAAACCCAUGGACUGUGUGGAAACAAUAAUGCUAUUCUUCAGGAUGAUCUGGAAACUAGUUAUGGAAAACUGACAGAUGAUGUAACAGAAUUUGUAGAGAGCUGGCAGGAAAAUCCUCCACAAGGAACACCUGACUGGGAUAAAUCUCUUCUCAGUGAACCACCAUGCCUGACACAAAGCCAUGAAUCUCUGCAGAGGGCAUAUGCUCUGUGUAAUAUCCUGUUACAUCCCCCAUUUAAACAAUGUCAUGAGUAUGUGAGUCCUCUUUCUUUUAUGGCAAGCUGCACAAAUGAUCUCUGCAUGUCAGCAGCUGAUGAUGCAACUUGGUGUCGAGCGCUCACUGAGUAUGCCAGAGCAUGUGCCCAAGCAGGAAAGCCACUCCAUGGAUGGCGUGCGCACUUCCAGCAGUGUGUCAUUACCUGUGCUGACCCCUUGACCUACAGUGAAUGUAUCAACUGCUGCCCCGUUUCGUGUCACCAGCACUCACAGUGCAUUGGCAGUGAGCUUCACUGCAUUGAUGGCUGCUACUGCCCAGAGGGCUUAAUUUAUGAAAAUGAAUUGUGUGUCAAGCCUAUGGACUGUCCUUGUGACUACCAUGGAAGUUUUUUUGAAAUGGGUUCUGUGGUUUAUGAAGAAUGUAAUAACUGUACCUGCAUUGGAGGAAAGUGGAUCUGUACAAAUCUUACAUGUCCAGCUGAAUGCUCAGUUUCAGGAGACACUCACUUCAUGACCUUUGAUGGGCGCAAAUACACUUUCCAAGCCACCUGCCAGUAUGUUCUGGCAAAGAGCCGCACAUCUGGAAUGUUCACCGUAUCCUUGCAAAAUGCUCCUUGUGGACAGAACCAGGAUGGAUCAUGUAUCCAAUCUGUCAGCCUUAUUCUUAAGCAGGACCCCAAGAGGCAAGUGACUCUGACUCAUUCAGGAGAUGUUUUGAUCUAUGACCAGUACAAAAUUAACCUCCCUUAUGCAGAUGAGUUAUUUGAAAUACGGAAACUUUCCUCUGUAUUUCUGCAAGUAAAGACACAGAUUGGAUUACAGAUCCUCUACGACAGAGCAGGACUGAGGCUUUACCUUCAAGUGGAUGAACGCUGGAAGGACGACACUGUGGGCCUGUGUGGAACCUUCAAUGGAAAUACAGAGGAUGAUUUUUUAUCUCCAGUUGGAGUAACAGAAAGCACUCCAGAGCUGUUUGGAAACGCAUGGAAAACUUCAUCGGCGUGCGUUCUUGUGCAUGACAGUUCACAGGUGGAUCCGUGUGAUGUUCAUCUGCAGGCAGCCUCUUACGCAGCGGAAGCUUGUAGCAUCCUUACGAGAGAUCUUUUUGCUCCAUGCUACCCCUAUUUGAGUCCUGUUCCCUAUUUUGAGCAGUGCAGAAGAGACACUUGCAAAUGUGGACAGACUUGUUUAUGCUCUGCUCUGGCCCAUUAUGCUCAUCAUUGCCGAAAGUUUGGAGUUGUAGUAGAUUUCAGAGGAGCUGUCCCGGACUGUGCUCUUUCAUGUGAAGACACAAAGGAGUACAGUACUUGUGUAUCUACCUGUGGCAGAACCUGCCAAGCACUGUCUGUGCCAGAGAAAUGCAGCAGUGAUUGUGUUGAAGGCUGUGCUUGUCCCUCUGGAAUGUAUUUGGAUACCAGGACUGAGCGAUGCCUGCAGAGAAAUGAAUGCCCGUGUUAUUUUCAAGGAAUUGACUAUCCCCCUGGAGAAAAUGUCAUGACAUCUUUAGGCAAAUGCCAUUGCAGGGAUGGCAUAAUGAACUGUGAUAACAACGUAAUAGCACACAGCUGCCCAGUUGGACAGAUUUAUAUUAACUGCAGUAAUCCACAAGUGGAUCCUGAGCUCAGCAGAGAGAGGACUUGUGAGAAUCAGCUGCUAAACCUCACUUUCUCUGCACACCCUCCUUGUGUGUCAGGUUGUGUCUGCCCACCAGGUCUUGUGAAACAUGGGGACACGUGCUUGGAUGCAGAUGAAUGUCCAUGCUUAUGGAAAGGAAAGGAAUAUUUCCCAGGUGACAAAGUAACUUCUUCCUGUCAUACAUGCAUUUGCCAGCACGGAUCGUUUCAGUGCACCUUCCAGCCUUGCCCAUCGAUGUGCACGGCCUAUGGCGACCGGCACUACAGGACCUUCGAUGGACUCACCUUUGACUUUGUUGGAACUUGUAAAGUUUACCUAGUUAAGGGUACUUCUUCAACCAGUCUUUCUGUCAUUGUAGAGAAUAUUGACUGCUUUAAUACUGGAAUCAUUUGCAGAAAAAACAUUUUCAUUAAUGUUGGAAAAUCAUUUUUAGUAUUUGAUGAUGAAACUGGGAAUCCAAGCUUAUCUAGUUACAUAGAUGGCCUACAAAAAAUGCAGUUAUGGAAAGCUGGAUUUUUCACUGUUGUUCAUUUUCCUGAUGAACAUAUCACCAUUCUUUGGGAUCAGAGAACAACAGUUCAUGUGCAGAUGGGUCAUCAGUGGCAGGGAGAAUUGACUGGAUUAUGUGGAAAUUUUGAUUUGAAGACAGUAAAUGAACUGAGGACACCAGAUAAUUUUGAAUUAACAAACUCACAAGAGUUUGGAAACAGUUGGACAGCUGUAGAGUGUGUUGACAGCUCUGACAUUCGAAAUCCAUGCAGCUUGAACCCCCUCAGAGAGCCAUUUGCCAAGAAGGAAUGUGGGAUACUGCUAAGUGAAGCAUUUGAAGCUUGCCACCCAGUGAUUGACGUCACCUGGUUUUACUCCAACUGCUUGACAGAUACUUGUGGCUGUAACCAGGGCGGUGACUGUGAGUGUUUCUGCACGAGUGUCUCAGCCUAUGCCCAUCAGUGCUGCCAGCACGGAGUUGCCGUGGACUGGAGGUCUCCCAGAGUGUGUCCUUAUGAUUGUGAAUAUUUUAACAAAGCUCUGGGAAAAGGUCCAUACAAACUUGUCAGCUAUUUGGAUGGAAAAUUUGUAAUAGCAGCAAAAUUGGUGGAUGGUGUUGUUUUCCCCGUGAAAGAAGAUGAUGUUGUCCCUGGGCACGUAGUGAGCUUUAUGCUGACUUCAGGACUUUAUAAACCCAAAGCACAUGAUUCCAGCUUGAUUUCAUUUGAGACAGCUGAGAGACCAAAUUAUUUUCUUCAGCUGGCCUCCAAUAAUACCCUUGUUGUUUCUAAAUGGAAAAAAUCAGAAGAUUUUCACAACAGAUCUACAUUUGUCAUUCACAAAAAUACGUGGCUUUCUGGGUACAGUUCCUUUGAGUCAUUUGCAAAACCAGGAUAUUUUAUCCACACUUCAGCCUCUUCAGUUGAGCUUUUGAAGUACCAUCAUUCAGAGGAGUUCAGACUGUCAACUCUUUUUAAACUUGUAGAUGUCAAAUUUAAGCUUCUGUCCCGUUCUACGUGUGAGUGGCGUUAUGAUGCCUGCACAAGCCCUUGUUUCAGGACAUGCAGGGACCCUUUGGGAAAAAACUGUCAGACAGUACCAAAAGUGGAAGGUUGCAUCCCUGCGUGUCCUCUCAACAUGUUGCUGGAUGAAAUCACUCAAAGAUGCGUGUAUUUUGAAGACUGCAUUGAACCUGCAGAUGACAGUCCACCUUUGCUUCUUAGCAUUCAGACCCCAGCAGUUCCACUUUUAACACCAAGUGCAAGUUUGGCAAUUAUCAGUGCACAGGUAACUUCAUUUCCUGUACCUGAAGCAAAGGACACAGAAACAACACUUGCUACAAAAUUGCAACUCACUUCAACUACAGAGAAACCAGAAUUUUUGGCUGUUGCAUCAAAUGAAACACUUCCAGCCAUAACUUUAUUGCCAAGUAUUUCUUUGCAGUCGACAGAAGUGACAUCUGGGAGAAGCACUACAGCAAUGACUGGGACAACAGAAUCUAAUGUAAGCUUGUCUGCUUCUGUUGAUGUUUCUCCUGUGUUUCCAUCUACUGUCAGUUCAGAAACUUCCACAAGGAUACAGCUGAUCAGUAGUGACCCCACUAAGCUGCUGAGGGCUACAGAACCUCAGACAGCAACUGCUACAAGUGCAGUGACUACAAGAACAGAAUCAGAGAGCAAACCAAUUGCUACUUCUGUUUUUACUGGGACACCACUUGUACUUAGAACAACAGAAAUGCCAGUUAAAACUAAAGUAAUGGAGUUGUUGGAAAUGGCCACAAGAACACUUCCCACAAAAGAAGCACAAGUAAAACCAGAAGGACUUACAAUGUUUACUCCCAGUUCAUUUGAGUCAGUAACAGAAAAAACUACUGUAUAUGUGCCACAAUUUUCUACAUCACCUCUGGAUGUGCCUUCAUAUACACCACCAGUAAACCUAACAGGAACUUCAGAAGGGACAAAAAUAAGUGUAGAACAGUUUUUUACUGCAGUAGCUAAUGUUACAGUGACAUCAUUUUCUCCUAUACUCACUACUUCAUCUGUGUUAAAGCCAGCGUUUUCAGCAACAACAGAAGCAGCAGCUGUUUUAACCAAACAGACUGUGAAGACUACAUUUUCACCAACAUCCAUGCCACCUAUUUCAUUAGGAAAGACAACUACAGAACCUCCUCUUGGAAUGGUUCAACACCUGACUGGUACUCCAGAGGUUCUUUUCACUACGACUCUAGGUCCAAAGAUGGCAACUCUACAAACCCAAGAGAGAUCAUCAGAAACAACUUUAUCAUUUACAACUCAUAAAAAGGAAAUCCCAAAAAUAACACCUCAUGUGGAGCAUACAUCAAGUUCCUAUUUCCCUCCCUAUUCACCACAUCCUAGUUCUAGUACUGAAAAAUCCUUCAUUCUUUCUACAAAGAGACCUGCAGUGUCUGCUCAUACUCCUGCUUCUCCAGCUUCAGGUGAACUAAAAAAAACAUUUAAAACUGUUUCAACUACAGGAUAUCCCUUACACACAGUUCUAAACACAACCGACUUCCUGACUGCAUCAUACACUAAAUAUCCUGUCAUGGCUGAGACUAUCAGUGUGACACCUUUGUCUGUUAAGGUAACGUCCAAAAUAACAUCUCCUCUUGAAUUAGCAACAAAGUCAACUUUGUUUUCUGGAAAAAUAUCUACUGAGUACAAGUCAGCUCUGGUUUCAAGUACAGUGAAGACAAGCACUCCAGCAUAUUCAGGUAGUGUUGCCACAACUGCAAUUAAAACCAAAGAAAGCACCACAGCUCCUUUUGUAGCUACAGAAAGAGAAUCACCUCAAAGAACAUCCAUCACUGGAUCUCCACAUUCUCUCCUUAGUGUGACUGAAACCACAUUGCUGUCAACACAGCCUGAUGAAUCACAAGUAGAAAGUAUUACUACCAUCUCUACUGGAAAGCAAUCUGCUUUGACUUUUUCACCAUCAAGUUCUCUAAUCUCUUUAAAUGUUUCUCUUUCUUCCCUACCCUCAGAUGGAAAAGAAGCAUCACUGACAACCCCCAGUCCCAUGCACACAACCCCUGGAAUGACCUCUUUAUACCCAAGAACAACUGUAUCAAAAUCUAUGUUAACAACAGAAAAGACCUCUCCAGUCCCAACUUUCUCCAUUUUAUCUAAUAUAUUAGAACAUUCAAGUUCAAUAACAACAGUACCAGAUGAAAAAUCACUAGUGAAUAUCACUGAUGCCACAUUCUCCCCAGCCUCUGAAUUCAGCAGUCAGUUCAUAACAACCAAAAAAAUAAUGUCGAGCAAAGAAAAGUCCUCUCUGUCCCCUUCUGUUGCACUUCCAGUAACAAAGUCUUCUUACGCUUUCUCCACCUCUCUGUAUCUAGGAGAUAAAUUAGUUUCUUCACCUUCUUUAACACAACUGGUACCAGAGUUAACAAAAUAUUCAGUAGAAACUAAAAUGGUUUCUACAGCAUUAAAACCUGCAGUCCAAAGCCUAACAGAAGCAGUGAAACUUACAGCAGCUGGAGCUCAACAGUCCCUGCCUCUAUCUUCAGCAGGCCCCUUCUCCUUGCAGACAUCUUCAGGAGCUAAACUUUCAGUACAGGCCACAAGGACCACUGUUAUACCACCUGAUUCCACUCAGAAGACUACAGAACUUGGUCGUCAGGCCUCUGAACCUUCAUUGACGAGCCAAGUUCACCAGCAUCAUGCAGAAUCUCUAACCAAAUCCCCUGGUCAGCCACAACCUGUCUUCAGCACAACUGAAGCUACAGUAGAAUUGACUUCCUUUUACCCCUUAAAGACCUCACUACCUGAAGGCAUUCAUUCAAGUAUGUUACCUACCUUGGUAGGUCCUACCAAAAUUAUUUUACCAACUCAAAAAUACUUGCAUUUAACUGAUUCAGUCACACAGACACUUGUAUCAAGAACUUCUGUUUUGCAGUCUACGGUCCCAGCUAGAACAACAGCUGACUUGAUUUUUGGCACCAAAUUUCCCCCUUUCUCACCAGAACUGCUUGCCACUUCCUCUUUAACUACAGUUACAAAAGAACCGUCUCCUUUGUUUCCCACGCAAAAGGCAGCUACAGAUCUAAAAUUCACACAUCAGGGCUCCUUUACUAAAUCCCUUGAUUCAAGACAAACACUUGAAGCAUCACUUUCACCAGACUCCGAGUCAACCUCUUCAAUGGUUUUGCUACCAGAAAGGACAGAAAUUCCUGUUGCAUUGGGAUCCACACAAAGGAGAAGUGGUACAGAGAAAACUGUGGUGUCGCCUAAGCUGGUCAUGCCUUCAGCCACCACCUACAGUUCCAUGAUCCUAGCAAGGACAGCCUUGUCGACUGGGGACCAUCCAUCAGUUGCAGCUGCAGCCUCUCCAGCGAUGAGCAGUGCUGGGAAAAACGUCAGUAUUGCAUCAGCAGCUUCAGAGAAAGCAGCAGCAGUAGUCACAGAGCCCAUCUCCAGCUCUCUUUCUGUUACUUCAGAAGCAAAAGGAGCCAUGCCCCUGGACACAGUGAAGUCUGAAGAGUCAGAAUUAGCAACAGGAUUCCAAUCUGUCCUUACUCAGGGUGUUACUGUUACACCUCAGACAUUUUACCCUCCUUAUUUCACAAACACAGCUUCACUUAUGUCCACUGUAUAUUCACCUGCUGAAUCAAAACCACUUUCUUCUAUACCUCCAUCAUCUGUCAGUACUAAACAAACUGCAAAAUUUGAAGUAACAUCUGAGAUACAAACACCUUCUGUGAGUUCAGUGCUAAUGAUAUCUGAUCGUCCAAAGGACACUGCAGCUCCAUCAGUUUCCUCAUUUACUUCUUUAUCUACCAAACCACUUCAUGGCUUUACUACUGCAUUUUCUGAUGGGCUGGCAGUAGCUGAAUCCAUGGCAGGACCUGCAGCAUCACCUUUUAUGUUGUCUCGAGAAACAGCACCUCUUCAAACUUGUACAACAAUCACAGAGAGUGAGUGCAUAAAACACAUUUGUUUGGAUGGACAACUGAUCCAGGUUAAUAAGUCACAGAACUGCCCAUAUAAUGCUACUCAGCCCAGCUGUGGAGUUUUAGGAUUUGCUACUCAAACAAAUGGCGACAAAUGCUGCCCAAAGUGGGAAUGUGCAUGUCGUUGCACCAUUUUCUCUGAUCUGAGUAUUGUAACCUAUGAUGGAAAUCAUUUGGCUUUAUUCAAAGAAGCAUCCUACAUUAGUAAUUCGAGUUCAACUUCUUUGUGCCUGGCAAUGUUGAACCUAACUUACUUAUCAAAUCAAAUUAUUAUCAAUCGUUUAAGCAGAAAAAUAACAGUAAACUCAAGAUCUGCUUGGCCUACUGUUAGAAAAUAUGGAUACAAAGUUGAAGAUUCAGGUUUCAAGUAUGUGGUUGAGACACCAACAAAAAUCAGAAUUCAGUGGUUUCACAACACAGGUGUAAUGAUUAUUGAGUUGAAUAGUACCAGAGAACCAGGAGCUUUGGGACUAUGUGGGUUUUGUGAUAGAAUCUUGGAAAAUGACUUGAUGCUACCCAACAGGACAUUUUUAAGCCAAAGCAGUUCACCCUCAACUUUUAUAGACAGCUGGCAAGUGCCAGACACGUUAAAGUAUGUUGGAGAAGACAGGCAUCAGGAAACUAAUUGCUCAGUCAUGGACUGCUCAGAGUGCUUAAGAAUGGUGUUGAACCAGACCUUCAGCAGCUGUCACCCUUAUGUUCCACCUGAGCAAUUCUGUGAUAUAUGGGCUCGAGACACUGAGUACAUUCUAAAUCCAUGUGUUUCACUAGCUGCCUAUGUGGCAAUGUGCAACAAGUUCAAUAUUUGCAUAGAGUGGAGGAGCUCUGGUUACUGCCCCUUCCCCUGCUCUGAAAACUUCUCCUACCAGCCUUGCAUAGCUGCCUGUGAGGUUCCAGAGAGCUGUCAGAAUAACAAGGUUGCUCCUCUGGACUCAGACUCCUGCUCAGUGCUAACAGAAGGCUGUGUCUGUGCUGGAGGGACCAUCCUUCACCGGACUCAUACUGCUGUCUGUAUUCCUGAAGAAAAAUGUGCUUGUACCGACAGCUCAGGAGCACCUCAUGCCUUGGGUGAGAUCUGGAGAACUUCUUUGAGUGGAUGCUGCAUGCAAAAAUGUGUUGACAGUGAGACCAUUAUUCCAGUGGAGUACAGCUGUUCAGAGAUCCCCAGUUUGGAGUGUCAGCGAUUUGCAGAAGUGGCUUUGCUUGUCCCUGAUGAUCAGACAUGCUGCCCUCAGAAGAUCUGUAUCUGUAAUCAGAGUCUCUGUGAACUCCUAAUCCCCGAGUGCAGCAGCUUGGAAAAGUUGGUCACCUACUACAGUGAAGAAUCCUGUUGUCCCAGCUAUGUUUGUGAAUGUGAUCCAGAAAAAUGUGAACCAUUGGAGCAGAUGCCAAGCUGUCACGAUGAUCAAACACUGAUAGCUGCUCGGGUGGAGAAUACCUGCUGCUUUUCCUAUAUAUGUGCAUGUGGGGCUUGCUCAGAUCAAAUCCCCAGAUGUCAAGAAGGAGAAGUUCUCAUUGUGGAUGGCAACACUACGGAGAGGUGUUGCCCUACAUACCAGUGCAUCUGUGAAAUACAUCGUUGUCCUGAAUUCAAAUGCAUGCUUGGCAUGUCUCUGGUGGAGGUGUGGAGCCCGGAGAAGUGCUGCCCCUUCCAGACUUGUGAAUGUGCAUGUGAAACAAUCCCCAAACCUCAGUGCAAACUGGGGCAGAAACUUGAGAUAGAUGAACUGUUUCAGAACAGUACAGAAAAUGUCUGUAACUGUGUGAAGUACAAAUGUGUGAGAGACAAAGUUUGCCUGAGUAAUGAGAGAGGUGUGCUGCUUCCUGGGCAGAGAAUUGUGGAACACAGUGCAGAUGGAAUUUGCCAUAUUUCCUAUUGUACAAAUGUGAUUGAUCCCUCCACUAAAUACUACAGAAUAAACACAUCUUCAAUAGACUGCACUGUCAAGUGCAAAGCUAACCAAGUCUAUCAGCCUCCAAAAGACUUAACAACUUGCUGUGGUAGCUGCAAGAACUUGUCUUGUCUCCACACUUUCAGCAAUGGCACAGUUACCAGUUUUAAACCUGGUGCUGUUUGGAUCUCAAACUGCAUCAGAUACGAAUGCACCAGCACAGCAAUAGGACCAGUUCUGGUUUCCUCUGCAGUUGGAUGCCCACCCUUUAAUGAAACUGAAUGUGUGAAGGUUGGAGGCUAUGUUGUGCCAUUUUUGGAGGGAUGCUGCAAAACAUGUAAGGAAGAUGGUAAAUUCUGUAAGAAGGUGACUGUUAGGAUGACCAUCCGCAAGAAUGACUGCAGGAGUAACACACCAGUGAACAUCGUUUCUUGUGACGGGAAGUGCCCGUCUGCCAGCAUUUACAACUACAACAUCAACACCUACGCCAGGUUCUGCAAGUGCUGCAGGGAGCUCGGGCUGCAGAGAAGGACUGUGCAGUUGUACUGCACCAGCAAUUCCACCUGGGUCAGCUACUCCAUCCAAGAGCCUACAGAUUGCUCUUGCCAAUGGUCUUAAAAAAAAUAGAAAUAAAACAGCAAGCCCAGAUGUUCACAGCAUAAUUAUGUGAUAGUUUAUCUAUUAAAAAUAUAAUAGCCAAUCCUCUGAAUUUCACUGGUUUACUGCAAAAGACCACGAAUACAUUUGGACUCUCCUCAAUUUCUGAAAAGUGGCUUUGCAUCAUUUGUGUUGUAAUUUGUCUUCAUUUUCAUUCACAGGGGUUGUUUUAGGGGUUCUUGUGGUAUGUGCCAACAUAAAAGGUGAUUUACAUUGGUGACAUCUAAAGAGAGGGGGCACCAUCUGUUUUGUUUUGGAAGGCUGAUCCACUCUUUGUCAAGCCCCUAUUCCAGUUUUACAUCAUUGCCCGACUUACCUGGGGACAGAUCACUGUUUUGAAAAUUGUGAUUGUGCAAGUAUGUUUAGUGUCUAUUAAGAAAAAUUCUUUGGACAACAUGAGAAUAAUUUUCAGUUUAAAUCAUAUUCCUGUUGCUAGAUAAAGCACGUAUAAGAAAUUAAAUUUAGGAUUUAUUAUUUUUUCAGUCAAGGAAAUAUUAUUCAUACUUAUAACUGUAUGUAAUAUUCCCUGGGAAUCAUUUCAGUUUUUCUAGUGUAUUUUAUAUUGUAGUGAAAAGCAUUAUGAUAAGCAUGUGUUUAUGGAACAGAUCUGCUGUCUCUAGGCCAUCUAGAUUAGCCAUUAGGCACUUUAUCUUUCUGCUAAACAAUAUGACAUAAACUGAAAAUGCAGAUUUAAAAAAGGAAAAUCAUUUUAUAUUCCUUUGUAUAGAUAUCACUUAAAUGAAAACUUUCACCUUAUGAAAUGAACUGUACUUAAAUUAUCUCUUUAGGAGAAUGAACAUUGUUUAACGCUGAUUUUAAAGAUGUGAAAGUUCAUUAGGAAAAGAAAAUGAGGAUUAUAUGUUUGCCUCAAAGGAAAAGAACAUUGAAAAUCUUUAUCACCUGUAUAGUAGAUGCAACUUCUUAUGCUAAGUUCUUGAAAUUCAAAAUGUACAAUUGUAAGGUUUGAAAUUUCAAAAGCAAUUUUUUUAUGAACUUGAAAAAUUACAUUUUCUUUUGUAAUGAGCUGAUUUUUUUGUUUCUGAGCUAAUGUUAUAUUUUGUUCUCCUUCAACAAAUGCCACUGACAUUAAGCAAAAAAUUCAGUACCUUUUGUUUUGUAGAUUAAAAUCAUAAAUAGCAUGCAGUGAUAUGCUUGAGAUGUGCAAGAAUAAAUAGAUCUCAGUAUACCCUCUUUGGAAGCUGCUUCUCUACGUAAAUCCAAAGGAAAAUGCAUUGUUAAAAUCAAUCUUGAACGUUUUUGAUAUGAAUUUUGUAUACUGUGCAUUUCAUUCUUACAAUAUCUAAUAAACAACAGGAAGUCUUAUUUUGUUACAAUUAAUUUUGCUAUCAUUGCUAGAGUAGCUUACUGCCAUGUGAUGGAACACACUAUAUUUACUAAUAUUUUUCUUCAGUGAUGCACAUAGGUAAAUUUAGAGUUUGCUGAUAUCACAAGUAGUACAUCAAGGAGACUUGCUUAUGGAUUUUUAAAAUCUAAGUUUUUCUGAUUUCAUCACAUCACAUUCUUCAGCCUCAGAAAUGCAAAAUUUAUCUAUGUAAUUUUAUUCAAACAAAAAUUUGGAAAACACUUAUUCAUCAAACUGCAACAACACAACUCUGACACUGUCAUACUCUUUGUCCUGGAAAAAGAAGGGAAAAAGAAGGUGAAUUUCUGCACAUUCUCUUUUCAUAUUUUUUCCUAGAUUAAUCUUCAGUUUGACUGCACUGUGUAGACUAUGUUUUGAGUAAUUGUUGUGUGGUGAUGAUUGUCCUUCAGAAACUAGGGCCAAAUGUGUCUUUAAGCUCUACUUGUUGUUUGUGUGGUCCCUGCUCACUUUGUAGAUCACAUUUGUUUUUCAAAUCUGUCUUCUAAUUAGCAAGAAGGGGUAAUCUGGGAGAAGUCCAUCCUUUGGAAAUCCAGGGGGAAAAAAUGCUGUUUAUAAAGCAUUGAGUAGAGUUAAGUCCUUGACACCAUGUGCGUAAAAUCCAUGCUUUGGCAUUUUCAAAGGAGAAGUUCAGCCUUCCUUAGUUUACCAGCUGGUCGAUGCCAUUCUAGAGGGAUGGAAUUAAUAAGAAGAGAUAUUUCUUUUGCUCUCAACCAAGAUGAGAUUUGUUGUGAAGUUACAAACACCACCACGAGGGACAGAACUAGAGCAGGAAUUAGGCCAACUAACAUUUUUCCUUCUGCUGAGUGUGGUCCCUCUUCUGGCCACUUAAGCAGAAGUUUCUAGCAGCUUAAGGCAGUAAGUCUGAAAAACAUUUGAGAUCCAAACUUUCAGCUGUUGGUUAAAGAGAAAAGUUAGUGCAGGCAGCAAGCGCAGAAAGCUGGCAUUAUGUCUGGUAACCAUAAUCAAAUGCUGCUGCUGCUGCUACUUCAGCAGUGAAAUAAUAAACAUCAUGCUAAGUCCCUACUUCUGCUCUUGCAAACAUUAGGCUUAUGCCAGGAGAAACAAGGGCAAAGAUUCAGACUGCCUCUGACGUGGCAGGGAAAGCUGCCUUAUUCCUGCCUCCAUGUUAAAUUCCUUCACACUUCCUCAGCCUGUGUUUGUUCAAAGCAACCCAGGUCCUUACCAUGUAUUUACCUUACAAAGCAGCUCAGCUGGAAAAAGAUCUGCCCUAUUUGUACUUCCACAUCUUUGGAAACCAAAGGGACCUCAGUGUGAGUUUCAUCUGUCCCUUCCAUGCUGGAAGUGCUUGGGCUGUGUAAACAAGGACCGAGACCUAAAACAAUUUUAUUUUCUUUUUAUUAAGUCCUUUUCUUGAAACUGACCUGCUUGAAACUGAGGCUUCUUUGGAACAUUUCUUUGGAAGUCUCAGAACUUUAUUCCACCCCAAUAACUCUGUUCUCCUCAGAGGCGUUUGCAUGAGUGAAGUUUCUUCACAGGACUGAUUCCUAGUGUUGGGAGGGAAACAUCACAGGCUUGUGUUUCAUUAAAUCUAGGAAUUAAAAUCUUUCUAAUCCUAGGUGCUUUUCCAUCUUUGAAUAGAAUGUUUUGUAUUUGAGUGUGGAAACAUUGGUUGGUUGGUUGUUAGAGUUCUGAUUGCCCAUUUCCAUCUCAUUAAAAAAAAAAAAUUAUUUGCAUUACUGCCAGUAAGGUUACCCAGCCUUGAUUCACAGGAAAAUAUGAGAUUUGGCAGCUGGACUCUUGAAUAUUGUGGAUAUUGACCCUCAAGGAAGGCCUUUAAGAAGAAAUACAAUGAUAUAAAUUGGGUUUUCUAAAUGUUCACUCUCUGGGGUUGUUAGUACAUGACCUGGAGUUGGGAUAAUGGCCUCUUGAGUAAUGCUUCCUCUAAUUAGUGAUAGGGCUGCCUGGUGGUUUGGUAAAUUAAUCUGAUAUAUUGGCAUCUGCUGGGCUCCAGUUUAAUGUGAAUUGUUAGUCACAAGUUAAAUAGCUUACACCCCCUCAGACAGCUCUCAAGUAUGCAGCCCAUGAAGUCAGACCAAAAUCAUUCAAAAAAUUUUGCCCUCACUCUUAUCUCUGCCCACACCACCAUGUCUCUCCCCCGUACAAGUGGCUAGUUAUGAAUAAUUAAAAUGAGGUAACAGCUGCUAUGCAGAUGGUGGCUUUUUGCAAAAGUCCCCUCCUAGUGUGAUGGAGACAUCUAACCUCUUUAGAAAUAGUACCUGACAGACUGCCAUCCCCUCAGAUCUGCUUUCUGCCUAGACUUCUGACCAAGGCUUUGAUCAUGUCACUUCACAUCAGCUGUUUAUAACAUAGAUAUCUGAAUUAACUCAGGUGUCCAGGCUUCAUCUGUCACCAAAAAGAGAUACAUCCAGAGAGUGACUCAACCCGUCCUAAAUUAAGUGUCUAUGAUUGAUAUGGUGAUUUAUCCUCCAGAUGUACCAUCUUUCUUUUUCACUGUGGAAAGAACCUGGAAGGUAAAAUAUGGCUAGGUAAUUUGCUUUUGAACUAUUAAAAUUAGUUGGAAUUAAUGGAAUUAUCUUUAAUGGCUAAAGAGAACUCAACAAGCUCAAAAAUCAGCUAAGCUGAUAGUGAUUACGGCAUGUCUUAUCUGACCUCCUCCUAUGACGUGAUUAAUGGUAAUAUUUUAUUUGUAUGAAGCUGAGUUGAGUGUCAUUUGUCAUUUGUCUUAUUUGGUGUUUCCUGUAUAUCUGUUUGGUGUUUUCAAGUAUACCUAUUUUGUAUAACACCUAUAAAACUAUCCCUGUAUCUCUAGAACUGAACACAGACAUCAUCAUCAGCCAAACCUUCAAGAUGGAAAAGCACAGCUGAAUUUGAAAAGAUAUCAUGUGUUUAUUUCUAUGACAGUGUCUUCUGUUAGCUGGAAAAGAUCUAUAAGGUGGGUGAAUUUUAAUAUAUUUCUGUUUUAUAGACUUUUCGUUGUGUAGAUGUUGGCUUGAGAGCUGAAGGUGAUUUGUGAUCUUCCUUUCUAAGCUUUUGGCUUCCAAGAUAUUUAAGGUAUUAUGAUUCUUCAGAAAAUAGUGAAACUCCUCUAGGAGAUAUAAAUAAAUGCUUAUUGUAUCUACUUGGGACAACUUUGAAUGGAAAAAAAAAAA
This is a messenger RNA of Parus major (Great Tit), 14622 nucleotides long. It is a transcript of the gene OTOG, whose product is annotated as otogelin. Bases 70 to 10068 code for a protein of 3332 amino acids. Gene Ontology annotation, molecular function: alpha-L-arabinofuranosidase activity; protein binding. The record is from RefSeq and is a predicted model, not a curated record. Gene Ontology annotation, cellular component: extracellular matrix. Lineage: Eukaryota; Metazoa; Chordata; Aves; Passeriformes; Paridae. Gene Ontology annotation, biological process: L-arabinose metabolic process. The transcript has 50 exons.